Molecule: messenger RNA, 1353 nt
Organism: Oldenlandia corymbosa var. corymbosa
Lineage: Eukaryota; Viridiplantae; Streptophyta; Magnoliopsida; Gentianales; Rubiaceae
Source: the annotation of a GenBank genome assembly
AUGAGGGAAUGCAUUUCAGUUCACAUUGGUCAGGCCGGAAUUCAGGUCGGAAAUGCCUGCUGGGAACUUUACUGCCUUGAGCACGGAAUUCAGCCUGAUGGGCAAAUGCCAAGUGACAAGACGGUGGGAGGAGGAGAUGACGCAUUCAACACCUUCUUCAGUGAAACAGGAGCAGGGAAACAUGUCCCUCGUGCUGUUUUUGUGGAUCUUGAACCCACUGUCAUUGAUGAAGUCCGGACUGGAACUUAUCGCCAGCUCUUCCAUCCUGAACAACUCAUCAAUGGCAAGGAAGAUGCUGCCAACAAUUUCGCCCGUGGCCAUUAUACCAUUGGGAAAGAAAUUGUUGAUCUCUGCUUGGACCGGAUUCGGAAGCUUGCUGAUAACUGUACUGGUCUUCAAGGCUUCCUAGUCUUCAACGCUGUUGGUGGUGGCACUGGUUCUGGUCUUGGAUCACUCCUGUUGGAGCGGCUGUCUGUUGAUUAUGGCAAGAAAUCCAAGCUUGGCUUUACCAUUUACCCUUCUCCACAGGUCUCAACCUCGGUUGUGGAGCCUUAUAACAGUGUUCUCUCAACUCAUUCCCUUCUUGAGCACACUGAUGUUGCUGUGCUUCUUGACAAUGAGGCCAUUUAUGACAUCUGUAGGCGCUCGCUCGACAUCGAGCGCCCUACAUACACCAAUCUCAACCGCCUGAUUUCUCAGGUCAUUUCCUCGCUUACUGCAUCGUUAAGGUUCGAUGGUGCCUUGAAUGUCGAUGUGACUGAAUUCCAGACCAACCUUGUGCCUUAUCCGAGGAUACAUUUCAUGCUUUCCUCGUAUGCUCCUGUAAUCUCAGCAGAGAAAGCUUACCAUGAGCAACUUACUGUCGCGGAGAUCACCAACAGCGCAUUUGAGCCGUCUUCGAUGAUGGCUAAAUGCGACCCUCGUCAUGGUAAGUACAUGGCUUGCUGCCUGAUGUUCAGGGGCGACGUCGUGCCUAAAGACGUGAAUGCGGCUGUGGCAACGAUCAAGACCAAGAGAACCAUCCAGUUUGUCGACUGGUGCCCGACUGGGUUCAAGUGCGGUAUUAACUACCAGCCGCCAACUGCUGUUCCUCACGGCGACCUAGCCAAGGUGCAGAGGGCUGUUUGUAUGAUAUCGAACUCGACUGCUGUCGCUGAAGUGUUCUCCAGGAUUGAUAUCAAGUUUGAUUUGAUGUACUCCAAGCGCGCGUUCGUGCAUUGGUAUGUUGGUGAGGGUAUGGAGGAAGGCGAAUUCAGCGAAGCUCGUGAGGAUCUUGCUGCAUUGGAGAAGGAUUAUGAGGAGGUUGGUGCUGAAUCUCCAGAAGGAGAUGAAUAUGAUCAUGAGGAUGAGUGA